AUGAAAACUGGCCUUGGUACCUUUUUCCCACAGUCGGCGGUUUUCCGCAAAACUGGAGAACUCUUCACCCUUCGGUACGCUCGUCUAGUUAGUUUUUUGUGUAUAAUCGAUCGUUAACACAUUUUGACAUUUCAGUGGCUCUUUUGACAGUCCUUUGCCCUUUCUUUCACCGCUUUUGACUGUACCUUGGUCGUAGGCAUUUUACACGGCAUUUCAAUUCUGGCAAUAAAAAUUGUGUAUUUUUAUCUCGCUCACACCGGCCAGAAUUUUUUGCGCUAAUGUCUGCAUCUCAGAACAUCAACGCUGUCAGCCGGAAAGAUAUAAGCACACAGUUAUUUAACAGGAAAAUCACCAUCUACUUUAAAAAACUGCUUGGAGGAUGCAGUCACUCCUUGUGCCGCCCUGCAGGGAAGGGGAAAGGUAGAUGUGCUAUCUCGUGAAAUGUUAACCGAAAUUCUGAAAUGAGUUUUAAUUUAAAAAGCUUAUUUAAGUAGGAUUGUCAUGUUAAUUGCCUCACCACAUAAUGCCGAAAGAUUUCAGUCACAUCAGGAUGCCAGCUUUCGAACUAGCUUCUUAUCGGCCGUCUGCGUUAACGUCAUUCCGUAAAAAUGGCUACUUAUCCAGUACGGAUGUUGGAAGCCGGGGUACUGAGGUAGACAAGGUAGAAGGGUAGGAUCCAUUCCGCUUCUGCUAAACCAGGCUGUGAUCAUACCCCCACGCUUCGACGCAACAGGAUCCAUUGGCCAAAGGUCAAAUCGGAAACUCAGACUAGAACGACUGUUUUAAAUGACUCUGCCAUUUAAUUUUAUGUUAGCACACAGCGCCUUAAUUUUCGUCGACUUGGUAAAAUAGGAAUCUUAAAAAAUGAAAUCCGUCCGCGUAAUCUGGCUGCACCACUUUUGGUCUGGACAAACCUUCUUGUUCGUGCUGUAGUUGCUUGGCUUUCCGAUGUCUGAUGUGAUGCGCUCUACAGAACAAUUCGGCCUGCAUUUUUCUACUCUCUGCCCACGUACAGAUCGGACUUGUGUGUCCCCCUCCCUCCCGCCAUAACCCAGAGUUGUGUACUCACUAGGCCUAUUUUUCUCCCCAUGCACAAGUAUAGGCUAAUUAUGUUUUUUUCCUGUCCAGACAUCUUUUAAACGUAAGUACCAACAUAACUGAGACACCGGACUUUUAUUGGGACCGACCGGAGGUUGAGAAGUUAUUCCAACAAUUGAAGAGUGCUCUGAGCAUUCAGAGUCGAACAAAGGUGGGCUUUGACAUGCUGAAUAAAAAAAUGUGUUAUUCCUAAACCUUUCUUACGUAUAAUAACCAUUUCUUCUUUAAGCGCACCUGACUGUUUCCCUGAAAUCUACUUUUGUUCAUCCACUCAAACGCCAAGGAAGACAAUUUUAUUGGUUCGAUCUCUAGUCGUUAUGUCAUUGAUUUUUUUCUGUCCGGAAACAGAUUCUUAACACAAAACUGGAUACUUGCUGUGAACUCGCCGAAAUUUUGACAAAUCACCUACAAGCGCGUCAUUCUUCUCGUCUCGAAUGGAUGAUAAUUGCUCUCAUUCUUGUCGAGGUAAGAAACCCCACAGCGACGAUCCUAUCUUUUUGCGCUUUUUCUAGGUUAUUUUCGAAUUCCAUCGGCUCUACGAGAAGUGGCAAGUUAAAGAGUGCACCACGUCAGCGGUCGGGAGUUGA
Molecule: messenger RNA, 1685 nt
Organism: Spirometra erinaceieuropaei
Lineage: Eukaryota; Metazoa; Platyhelminthes; Cestoda; Diphyllobothriidea; Diphyllobothriidae
Source: the annotation of a GenBank genome assembly